UAUUAUUUAUUAUUAUACUUAAUGAUGGUGAUGAUGAUGAUGAUAAUGACACUGAUGAUUUUUAACCGGAUUAAAAUCGAGUUUUUCUGAAUGUUCAUAAGAAUUUCUCCGGCCUCCUGAUUGACUUUGGAGUUUUGCAUCUUGGGAGAGAAAGUGAAGGCAUUAGCAUUUUUAAGUGGAUUGAUCGCAUAAACCUUUUCUCUCCCAACCCCCCCCCCACCCUCCCCUCCCCUCCCCUCCCCUCCCCUCCCCUCCCCUCCCCUCCCCACCCUCAUCCCCUUCCCCACGCUCGAAAGAAUUUUACUGGCUGUUAAGUCUGUGACCUUAUUUUUCCUGAUCUUUAACUUAACUGUUUUAGAGCAUCUCUGGACGUCGUCUGUAUUUUUAAUUUUUUUAUUUUUGUUUUUUUUAUUUUUAAUCUUUCAUUUGUUAAAUUUUUAAACUGUGCUGCAAUAAAAUGUGUGUGGUACUACUUAACACCUAAGUUGGUGAUGGCAUUUUCCCAGAAAGCCAUCUCCCUCCUGUUUCCCUUGAAAUCCCAUCCUGCUUUUCCUGUACACUACCCCUCACAAACCACAAGCUGCAGCAACAUGGAUGCCCAGCCUGGAGCAGCAGCAGCCAGGAUGACCUGGAGCCAGGGGGGCCUUCGGAACAGAUGCACACCCUUCCUGGGUGAUGGUAAGAGUUUUUCAGCUUUGUGAGGCACCUUACCAUCAAAGACAAUGGCCAGCAAUGUUACCAACAAGACGGAUCCUCGCUCCAUGAACUCCCGUGUAUUCAUUGGGAAUCUCAAUACUCUUGUGGUCAAGAAAUCUGAUGUGGAGGCAAUCUUCUCGAAAUAUGGCAAAAUCGUGGGUUGCUCUGUUCAUAAGGGUUUUGCCUUCGUUCAGUAUGUUAAUGAGAGAAAUGCCCGGGCUGCUGUGGCAGGAGAGGAUGGCAGAAUGAUUGCUGGCCAGGUUUUAGAUAUUAAUCUGGCCGCAGAGCCAAAAGUGAACCGAGGAAAAGCAGGUGUGAAACGAUCUGCAGCGGAGAUGUACGGGUCAGUACCAGAACACCCUUCUCCGUCCCCUCUACUCAGCUCCUCUUUUGACUUGGACUAUGACUUUCAACGGGAUUAUUAUGACAGGAUGUACAGUUACCCAGCACGUGUUCCUCCUCCUCCUCCUAUUGCUCGGGCUGUAGUGCCCUCAAAACGCCAGCGUGUAUCAGGAAACACCUCACGAAGGGGCAAAAGUGGCUUCAAUUCUAAGAGUGGACAGCGGGGAUCUUCUAAGUCUGGAAAGUUGAAAGGAGAUGACCUUCAGGCCAUUAAGAAGGAGUUGACUCAGAUAAAACAAAAAGUGGAUUCUCUACUGGAAAACCUGGAAAAAAUCGAAAAGGAACAGAGCAAACAAGGAGUAGAGAUGAAGAAUGAUAAGUCAGAAGAGGAGCAGAGCAGCAGCUCCCUGAAGAAAGAGGAGACUAAUGUGAAGAUGGAGUCUGAGGGGGGUGCAGACGACUCUGCUGAGGAGGGGGACCUACUGGAUGAUGAUGAUAAUGAAGAUCGGGGGGAUGACCAGCUGGAGUUGAUCAAGGAUGAUGAAAAAGAGGCUGAGGAAGGAGAGGAUGACAGAGACAGCGCCAAUGGCGAGGAUGACUCUUAAGCACAUAGUGGGGUUUAGAAAUCUUGUCCCAUUAUUUCUUUACCUAGGCGCUUGUCUAAGAUCAAAAUUUUCACCAGAUCCUCUCCCCUAGUAUCUUCAGCACAUGCUCACCGUUGUCCCCAUCCUUGUCCUUCCCAUGUUCAUUAAUUCACAUUGCCCUGCGCCUAGUCCCGUUUUCACUUCCUUUGAUGCUCCUAGUAGUUCUGUUAAGUCUUACCCUGUAAUUUUUGCUUUUAAUUUUGAUACCUCUUUAUGACUUAACAAUAAAAAGGAUGUAUGGUUUUUA
Molecule: messenger RNA, 1929 nt
Organism: Mesoplodon densirostris (Blainville's beaked whale)
Lineage: Eukaryota; Metazoa; Chordata; Mammalia; Artiodactyla; Ziphiidae
Gene: HNRNPC
Product: heterogeneous nuclear ribonucleoprotein C
Exons: 8
Coding region: 723-1643 (306 amino acids)
Cellular component (GO): nucleus
Molecular function (GO): RNA binding
Source: RefSeq, a predicted model, not a curated record